CCUUGACGAACGGCCUCUGCGUGUGCCACUACGCUCUGCACCCAACGUCCCCGAAUGAACUCUGAUGGCAUCGUAGGUAGCGAACGCGUCCAGUUCAAGAGGUUCGUUUAUAUUGUACAAAACAAUAAAGCAGCUUCCCGAAGAUUUGCAGCUCAACAGAGGAAUGUAAACCUUAUGACGGAAACCGCCAUUAAAAUUGACGUAUUCUUCUACCACAGUUAACCAAUUCAUUUCCUCCAACGACAACUCGAUAACAAACCACAAUCUAACUCAGGUUUUGCCAGCAAAUACGUUACCCAUUGCGCUACUACAGAUAUUACGUGCUGACGUCAGUAAAGCAUUCAAAUGUGUGCGCGCGAAGUCGCACCAUCGUAUUGCGCGACAGGAGGUCCGCUCGGCGCAUUGCAAUUUACCCGUUACCGUGUUAUGGAAAAUCUAUAUGCUGCUGCUGCUGGUGUGGGUGGUACUUUAAUCGUCGCUUUUCUCCGUCUCUCUCACUAGUGGACGUCGCGUGUAUGGGAUCGUCCCGAUGCAUUAUACCGCUGCUGGUCGCGUUUGCCGUGACGUCCACGUUCGCGUUUCCCGAUCAGGGCAAGUGGUCUUUCCACGGAGCAAAUGUGACUAAAUUCCUUACCGUUAACCACAAAAGUCUCUACCGCGGUUCGACUAUUUCAGUGAAAAUAUCAUGUCAGAGCCACCCAAGCGCGAAGAACGAGACGCCAAAGGUACAAGUGUCCUGGAAACUGUACAGAACUCCCUGCUAUCAGGAUUAUCUUGAAGUUGAAUACCUCCAUCAGGAUGAACUCGUCAUCUUAUUUGAUGGCACUCGCCAGGAUAUUAGCCAUCGAGUUUACGCGUCUCCUAAUGAGACACAUGACUGCCUUGAACAUUUCCAGCUCAAGCCACAGUUCAUACCGGAGGAAACAAUUUCACCUGCACCAACGUACCUGCCUCAAGCAAAACCGGUUUCGCUUCGAUCCACCGAAGAAGAGGAUACAGAUUUCGAAGGUCUAACUAGGGUCAACCGUGAUGGAAUUUAUAUGCUGCUGAUUAGGUUCGAAAAUGCAACAAACACUCCGUUUAACCUGUCGGUUGACGUUUCAAUGAAAGGUGAACACGGCUACCUUUCGGCUGUUGAGUGGCCCUAUUUGCCAUUUUUUGGCACUAUGUGUCUCGUAUACACAAUGUACGCCAUUGGAUGGACAUUUGUUUGCGCUCUUGCUUGGAAAGAGCUAUUGCGAAUACAGUUCUGGAUUGGCGGAGUUAUUUUCCUCGGUCUCUUGGAGAAGGCUACAUUUUACGCUGAAUACGAGAGUAUAAACAACACUGGCCACUCGGUGCGUGGAGCGAUCCUAUUUGCUGAGCUCGUCUCGUGUCUGAAACGAAGUCUCGCUAGACUUCUUGUAAUAAUUGUCUCCCUUGGAUUUGGCAUUAUCAAGCCUCGUUUAGGUGACAUGUUACAACGAGUGCUACUUGUUGGAGGGCUGUACUUUAUUCUCGCUUUGGGCGAAGGGGCCAUUCGUGAAUUAAAGCCUAAGACGACUCCCGACCGGACUCUGUUUUCGUUGUCAAUGUGCCUGGCACUGCUGGAUUCUGCCAUUUGUUACUGGAUAUUUACAUCUCUAGUGCAAACAACACGAACGUUAACGCUUCGCCGAAACAUCAUCAAACUGACCCUGUAUAGGCACUUCACAAAUACGCUUGUCUUUUCAGUACUAGCUUCGGGCGUUUUUUUGGUUUGGGUCGUACUAAACCACCGAAUGAGCGAGUGCAUUUCCGACUGGAAAGAACUUUGGUUUGAUGAUGCGUAUUGGCAGAUUCUCUUCUCAAUCAUCCUGCUUGUCAUAAUGGUGCUUUGGCGUCCGACGAAUAAUAACAAUCGAUUUGCGUUCACUCCAUUACUGGACAAUCCUGAUGACGAAAACGAUCCUAACGAUACAGACACUGCGACCUUACUUGACGUGAGCCAUGUAAAGCAACGACAGAUUGGACCAGGCAAAAACCAGCCUCCAGCUCAGCAGAUAGAAGCUCCUCCCAACGGUUCAAUUGAGGAAGACUUAAAAUGGAUUGAAGCACACGUGCCAACGGAUGCGGCUCUCGGCAAGCUUGUCGAUUCCGAAGAAGAGAUACUUACUGUACAGUUCGAACGCAACAAGAUGCUAUAGAUGAGGUGUUGAAGGCACGCGUUAGUGAUAUGGUAGUCAUGAAUGUGCUUUCACGGCAAAAGGUGACGAUAUAAUCCGUGAUCAAGGCGCACGCGGUUUUCCUCCGAGGGACUGAAUGCUUGUGGGCGGAACGGAUCACACCAUGUGCACAGCUGCGUUGCAUUUGCUCCGCUGAGUACAACUUUGAGGAUUCAUUCUUGUUUCCUCAACACCAAUGUGCACUGAGCAUAUAUAGUCAAGCAGCGCAUUUUUAUGCUAAUAGAAAGCCUCUGAGCUGCGUUACGUUGUUGAGUUAAGCUCCACUCAAUAUAACUCGUUGAAAAAAGACAAUGCAGUAGACGUAAAUUUCUGGACGCUUUUUUACAAUACGGAUUGCGACUUCACCUAUCAAUUAAUCUUUUUUAUAGUCAUGUUCUAAUAAUCUUCAGUUAAGUCUUCCUAAUUAACUUCUAAGUCGAUUGGCCUUUAAUACCGAUUGACUCUGUUCCUAGCUAAUCAUUGUAAUGACAGUAGCUACGUAAUGCCAUUCUGCUGAAAUAUGUAGCGGGAUAUAUAUUGCAGGAUGAAUAGUUACCUACUGUUAAAUAAUGCCACAUUCAAAGCAUCAAUAUUUUUACAUCUUGUAAGAUCCCUGCAUAAUCUGCUGAAACGUCAAACUCAAAACUUUCGCUUUUUUGCUCUGGCAACUAAUUUUUCUAGGACAAGUGAAACGGCAAAUAUUCAACGAUACAACAAGGCAAGGACAUGAUGAAUACUAAUCAAAUAUGAUUGUCUGAGGAGUUAAGGUUGACGGCAAACCAGUUUAGAUGGCCUUAACAGCCUCAGUAGGAGCCAAAUCUAAUGUAAAAGCUGCAUUAAAUUAACGAGAUUCCACCGAAGUGCACCAACUGAUUUCGAACAUGUUUAAAUCUAGCAUCCAGGUGAGGUCUUUUAAAAAACAAAAGUCAGAGAAAACUGCUGAAUAUAUAUAACUGAUACGCGAGACGAGCACGAAUAUCUAUACACGAAAUGUGCAUUGUUAACGUAGACGUAAAUGCUUAGAUAUAUAUAUGAAUGAAAUAUUUAUUACUUUACUAUUAGUAUUCCCACUAUUUAAUGUUUUAGAUAACUUUUAGUUAGAGCAACCCGAUUCGACGGAGUGAUAUAUAAAAAUAAUUAAAAACCUUUAUCUGGUCAGGGGACGCCUAAAAUCGCGAUGAUUGAACCACUUGCUAGUUUUCGGGAUAAUUAUCGAACCUAAUUAAUUAAGUAGGAAUUACUUGUUUCGUAGCCCUGUUUCGCAAGCUUUUUCGUUUAUAAAAUGUGCCGCUGAACUGAGAAGCUCGUAACAGUUCCUAUGUAAGUGUCUGUGUGUUUUAGAAUUUAAAUAAGCUGGCUUUUACCAAUGUCCAUUUGUAGCCUUUCAAUAAGAAAAGACACAUAGAAUGUUGUCUGUGAAUAAUGCGAUCAUUUCUGUCUAGUCGGAAAAAAGCUGCUGGUUUACGUAGUUGGAUUGUUUCAUCAUCUACUGUUUGCAUGCUUGCUUUUCAUGCAUAUGUUAUACUUCACGCUGGCGGCACCAACCAAUAUACCGUCUCCUUAGGAGGUAGCAAGCAAACUAGUUACGAUAGAAUAGUGGAUGUAUAGACCUUGCAUAGGCGGCGGAAAAUUUCUUUUUCCUAUAAUACUUUUCACUAGUAGGGACGAUAAUGAUGCGGUUUAUUUGAACUAGAUAAUAGCUCGCGUCAGGCGAACUGUAGAUGUAGGGCUGAUAUUCGGACAACAGCAAAAGUUGGAAGAGAUCAGCAAAAG
This is a messenger RNA of Varroa destructor (honeybee mite), 3956 nucleotides long. RefSeq names its product Golgi-pH regulating cation channel. Gene Ontology annotation, cellular component: Golgi apparatus; membrane. The record is from RefSeq and is a predicted model, not a curated record. NCBI's taxonomy places the organism in Eukaryota, Metazoa, Arthropoda, Arachnida, Mesostigmata, Varroidae. Gene Ontology annotation, biological process: retrograde transport, endosome to Golgi.